AACUAUCUAGUACAAUCCAGUGCAAUCAAUGCUAGGGAUUGACAACAGAACAUAAUCGAUCACCAUUCUUUACUCUUUGCACCCAUUAAUACCUUAUUAGGUAAGGUAUUUGGAUAGGCUUUGUUUAUGUAACGAAACUGAUACAAUCAGUUUCAAUUUGUACCUGUUUACAAAAACACAUAAAAAGCUGAAAAACAAAACAGCCAGAAACAUGUAUAAAUGAAAGAAUGAAUUCGUUUUUGUUAAAGUACUUUGUCUAACAUGGCAUCAAGCAAGCCAGCAAAAAUGUACCCUAUUAUACUAGAUAUUAGCAAAUUGAAUGAGAUUAUGGAGAUACUGAAGCAAUAUAGGUUUCCUGAAGCAAAAUGGCUUGAUUUGGGUUAAAACUUGGCCUCCUUCACCCUAUGCUGGAAGCUAUUGAAGUUAAUCAUAGAGGAGAUACUUCACGUUGUCUCAUGGAGUGUUUAUCCAAGUGGCUGAGUAGAGCACAUCACCCUACUUGGCAGACAUUGGCUAGUGCUCUUAGAAAAGUAGAACUAAAAACAGUGGCUGAAAAUAUUGAGAAAACAAUGGUUGAUCCUGCUAGCCAGCUACUACAGCAUUUCAGUAGCAGAAUAUCUGGAGCAACACUCUCUGAAGAAUCAGUUGAUCUGUUACAUACAGAAGGACUGAUAUCUGAAGAGACAUUGAGGGAAGUGAAGAGUUGUGGAUACACACUAACAGAUGCAAUGAGAGAAAUAUACACAGCAGUAGCUUAUGAUCAUAACAAAUUGAAAUCAUUUGCUAGCAUAUUAUUAAGAUCAAUAGGCACUGCUAGUAUAGCCAAUGACUUAAUGAGAGAUAGUGAGGACAUUUUUAAGGCAGAAGAUUCUACCAGUGGUUAUGAUGUACACAAUGAAUCAAGUAUUGUUACACCAAUUUCAAUUGAAGGAACAAGUGUUAGAGUCACAGAAUUUGAGUUUCAAAUUUCAGAGCAUUAUAAUUUUGAUGAAAUGAGAGGAAAAUUUGGAACUUUCUAUUUCAAAGUCACUCGACUGGUAUCUCACACCAUCAGAGUGAACCAACUUGAAGAUUUCAUAGAAUUUCUUGAUGAUUGCUAUCCUGAAUUAGGUCCUAACCUAACCUCUGCUGCUACAGUGAAAGAUGUCAUGAAAGUUGUUAAAACCAAAUGCAAUGUGAUCAAUAUUGCACCGACAUCAAUAAAUAAAGAAGUGAAAUCCACACAGACAGUGCUAUCAUCCAAUGGAUCUAUCUGUGAAGCUCAAAAUGAUUAUAAUGACACAAAUAUUUCAUUCAAAAAGGGUGAAUUAUUUAAGAUAAGUAUAAAUGGACAUGAAGUACAAUCACUGGAGACUGGACAGGACAGUGCUGUUCCAAUGAAAUACAUUGGAUACUCAAGAGUAGAAUUACUUUACUUGUUUCAGUUUGCAAUAACAAAGGAAGGAUUAUCCCUCCUACCUUUUCUCCUUGAUGAUGAUGAAAAAGCAGAGUAUUUUAUACAGAAAAUUAAUGAUGAUCCUACUCUACUACAAUCAUUGAGGGAGUUGAUCACAAAGGAUAAAUUUUUCAAGGCUAGCUACAAUUUUGAAGCACUAAAUCAAUAUGAGUUAACUUUAAAGAAAGGAGAAGUACUUGAAGUUGUUAAAUAUAAUGAAAAUGGUCAAUGGUGGUAUAUGCAUUCACUUCAUACAGACAAUAAAGGAUAUGUUCCAAUUAAUUAUGUAACACCAAUUGAAGGAAAUUACUCACCAAAGUUGUUAAAAGAUUUUUCAUUUAUUAAAAAUAGGUCCUACAACUAUACAUGUACCUACUAUCAUAUGAUGAGUCGUGAUGAAGCAGAGGAAAGACUGAGUCAAGCAGACACUCAAGCAGGUACUUUCCUAAUUAGAGGUAGUAAAACCAAUCCUGGACAGCAUUAUUCCCUCUCACUUAAUGAUGGAGUUAAAAUCUGGCACUAUUGUAUAUACAUUUUGAAUAAUAAGUAUUAUGCAUACCCUCAUGUCCAGUUUGACUCACUCAAUGACCUGGUACAUCACUACAUGAUGAAAGCUGAUGGUCUGACCUGCUCACUAACAGUUUCUAUACCCAAACAA
Molecule: messenger RNA, 2093 nt
Organism: Amphimedon queenslandica
Lineage: Eukaryota; Metazoa; Porifera; Demospongiae; Haplosclerida; Niphatidae
Exons: 9
Biological process (GO): signal transduction
Molecular function (GO): protein binding
Source: RefSeq, a predicted model, not a curated record